This is a messenger RNA of Melopsittacus undulatus (budgerigar), 3366 nucleotides long. RefSeq names its product Rac family small GTPase 3 (gene RAC3). Gene Ontology annotation, molecular function: protein kinase binding; GTPase activity; GTP binding. The record is from RefSeq and is a predicted model, not a curated record. Bases 1765 to 2376 code for a protein of 203 amino acids. Gene Ontology annotation, cellular component: cytoskeleton; cytoplasmic vesicle; neuron projection. Gene Ontology annotation, biological process: establishment or maintenance of cell polarity; regulation of actin cytoskeleton organization; engulfment of apoptotic cell. NCBI's taxonomy places the organism in Eukaryota, Metazoa, Chordata, Aves, Psittaciformes, Psittaculidae. The transcript is spliced from 5 exons.
UGGGGCCUUGCUGCCGCGGCGGCCGCUGCCGUUCUUCCCCACGUGUCCCUCUCCCGGUUCAGUUCAGAAACUUGGGCCUUCGUCCCCAAGCCCUGCUCAGGGUCACGCCUCGCGGUUUGCCUGGACACAGACACCUUUCCAUGGGGUUUAAAUCUGUCUCCUCGUUGUGUUGUUUGGUGCCCUCAUUUUGCCUUUUUCAUCGUGCACACUUGAUUCAUCACAAAGUCCUCACUAAAAAUCUUGAUGUUAGGAGGUUUCUCUCUUACCUCCUUUUGUUGUUUGUGUUUUAAGGUGAAAUACGACACUGUCUCUGAUUUCACCAUGUGCCUCACAUCAUCCUUGCUCUUUAGGCUUUUCUUAUAUGCCUUUUUUUUGAGAACACACCUGUAUGCAUUUUUAAGGCACACAAUAGAUUAAUGCUGCUUCCUAACUUUUCCUAGUUUGUCCUGCCUAUUUUUCCUCAUAAUUCCUAUUUGCUUUCCUGAUCACCAUGCCAAGCACAGAGCUGAGAUAUGGAGAGCUAAAUGGGAACUGGUCUUAUGCAGGGACUGGUCGUUCUAGCUUCCCAUGCAUGUAACCCUCUCAAAGGCACAUUUGAGCUGGUCCUGUCAGGUUCCAGUCUGCAGGGCAAAAGGGAGGGGGGCAGGAGAAAAAGCCACUGGGCAAAAGAGCCCAGCCUUGUGGAGGGGAGAGCAGCAGCACACCGUGAUGGAACUGGACUUCAGCUGAAGGCUUGCAGUCCAGAGUUUUGCUUUAAGAGCAUCUUGACAGGGCAGACACUAUAUUAACUCAGAUAGCAAAACACUUCAGUCACGGGUAUGUGUGGGGUUUGUGAAUCAUGAGCCUUUCCUGACUGGUGGGAGAGAGGUCAGGGUUCAGGAGGGAAGUCAGUGCAGCAUUUCCUUAUGCAACCUCCCUGUUCUCCAAGAGAUGGGACCUGGUGCCAGGGAGAGGCUGGGUGGAUUGCUCUGGUGGUUCUCACUGUGCUUUGUGUCAUCCUGGUGUGGGACUAUGGGGUUCACUAGGGUCUCGCUUACCCCUGGACUCUUAUGCCACUCCAGCCACAGAGGUGGGUAGAGGACACCCAUCUCUGUUGGCUGUUCAGCCUCACUUGGCCAUUGAAGAGACAGCAUUCCCUGUCACUGGCACUGUGAUCUGUUUCUCCGGAAGGUUGUCUGCACUUCACAGCUUUCACAGUAAUAAGUAGGUUGUUUAUGCUCAUGGGACUCCUCUGUUCCUGUAACUAAGCUUUUCCCGGAUGCUACACGGCCAAGGAAAACUCAUGCUUAUCAAUCCCACCAGCCUUCAGCAAAGCCCUGUGCUGUUGUUUGCAAUGAUCUACACUGAUCUCUUUCCAAACUGACAGCGGUCAAUUUUAAAGCCUGUUUUGCUUAUGGAUACUCAUUUUUCCCCUUGUAUUUAUUGUCAUAGAAUUCCUGUAUCUGAGGAACUUGAAUAAUUGUGGUGGUACAUGUUUUUUCACCUCACUGUUCACCCAUUUUGAUAGAUUAUUAUGCAUGUGUUGAGCUUAGCACAGAACCCUAAUUUAUUCCCACUCUUUUGCUUCUCGGAGCAAUUUUUGCUUGAUGUUCUGAGGCUGGUGGGAAAAAGAGGGGGAGAGCACAGGGCCCAGGCAAGAUGCACAGUUCGAGUUUAGGCCUAGUCCCUGACAGCUCCAGACUGUUAGAGCUUUGUUUUCUUACAUGGUAACUUUGUUUUCUCAGUAACUUUUUACAUACUUAAUCUCUUUUUGGAUGGGGGAAGAUGAGUUUUGCUGCUGCAGGGCUUCCUGCUGUGUCCUUCUUAAUGUUUGUCGCUCUUGCCCCCUGCAGAGCUGUAGGGAAGACCUGCUUGCUGAUCAGUUACACCACAAAUGCCUUUCCUGGGGAAUACAUCCCUACUGUGUUUGAUAACUAUUCUGCCAAUGUCAUGGUAGAUGGAAAGCCAGUGAAUCUGGGCCUCUGGGAUACAGCAGGGCAAGAGGAUUAUGACCGACUGCGGCCUCUUUCCUAUCCACAGACGGAUGUUUUCUUGAUCUGCUUCUCCCUUGUGAGUCCAGCCUCCUUUGAGAAUGUCAGAGCCAAGUGGUACCCUGAGGUCCGACACCAUUGCCCAAAUACACCUAUCAUCCUGGUGGGCACCAAGCUGGACUUGAGGGAUGAUAAAGACACCAUUGAAAGGUUACGUGAUAAGAAACUGGCCCCCAUCACCUACCCCCAAGGUUUGGCCAUGGCUCGGGAGAUUGGGUCAGUAAAGUACCUGGAGUGCUCUGCCCUGACGCAGCGGGGCUUGAAGACAGUGUUUGAUGAAGCCAUCCGGGCUGUGCUCUGCCCACCGCCUGUGAAGAAGCCUGGCAAGAAGUGUACUGUGUUCUGAGGGCUGUGGCCGAGGUGCUGGCUCAGCAUGUUGCUGUCCUCUGACAGAUUGCAUAUUAGCUGGGUGUUUCUGGAGGGGGCUGGGAUGUGUAGGGCCCUUCAUCAUGUACGAAGUCAGUGUUUUUUAAAUGUCUCUUUGAUUUAACGUCAGUGUUGAUGUGAAGGGGCAGUGGGGGCAGGAGACUAGCUGGGGCUGUACAGCCCCCAGGGGAGGAACAGUGGGGAAGGCAAAGUAGCUUCUUGGGGCAAUAGGCUGUUUUGGCUCUCCUGAACCCCCAAGCUAAAAGGGCUGAGACAUCUAUCCUGUCCUGGAAACACCUGGCUACAACCUGCAGGUGAAACAGGUGGUGAAGAUCCUUGUGGGAGUGGGGAGGAAGCUGAUAUGAUGGUGCUGUAUGAUAAGAGCAGCUGGGAGAGUGGUAGGGUCUCUCUUUGCCCAGCCUGCUGUAUUCAACAGGUAACAAAUAGGUGCUCUAGCAGAUACGUGCCUGAGACUGUUAAAGAAAUCACAACCAGCCUGGGAAGGAGUCGAAGUAAAUGAGAUACGAAGCUGAAGAACUAACCAUUAGGUGCUUUAUUGGGUACUAGCUAAACUCACUGAAUGAAACAGCUCCGUGCAAUCGAUGUACUUGCCUUUCUGUGUGUAUACACACUGGGAGAGCAUGGUGCUGCUCCCCCCCCAUCAGUCUUUAGCAGGGCCUCCCCCCUCUUAAUCCAGUCUCUGCAGAGCAGGGCUGUGGUUGUUGCCUCUGUUUUAUUUUUUUUUCUACUAAAGACAGCAAAGGAAACAAUGAGGAGUCUGCUAGCUUCUUCUUUCCCUUCCCAUUGAAAAUGCAGGCCAGCUCUAUGGAGUUGGAUGGAACAGGGAGAGCUUCUCAAGGGUUGUUUUGGGGGAAUAGGGUUGGAAGAAAGACAGGUCCAAUUUCUAAUCAUCAUGUAGAGUGACAAGAUAAAACCUUAUUUGGUGCAAUAAACAUUCUCCAUGACGGUG